UAGUUCUUUGUGAUAGUAGUCCAGUCAGCAGAAACGUAUGCACCUGCCAAACAGACCCACAUAUCCACUUGAGAGGAGAGAGAGGAGAGAGAGAAGAGAGAGAGAGAGAGAGAGAGAGAGAGAGAGAGAGAGAGAGAAAUGGCGCCUCGAUGCUGCGCUCACUGAGGCAGUGUUUGGAGCCGGCUAGGGAGAUUCAGUAAGGGCAGACAAAAGGAAAACAAACAUGGUGAACACAAGGAAAAGCUCACGGCCGGGGAGCGGCCACUUCAUCUCCUCCAGGACUAGGUCGUCGUCGAGAAACGAGCGAAACUCUGAGGAACAUAAGGAGCCCAGUAGUGAUGUGAGCAGUCCCAGCAGCCCACGGUUGGCUCCCCCUUUGAAGCGGACGCGCCGGCAGACUGCCUCUGAGCCCAGCUCCAGUGAUACCUCCCCAUCCCCUCAGACUAAGGGCCAGAGGGUCAGCUGGGACAUUCCCACCUACCGUACCAGGUUAUCCUCCCGCAUAAUGCAAAAUGGACACGCCCAUAUGAGCCACCGGAAUGAGGAGAGCAAAGGGGGAGAUCACUCUCACAUGAACGGCCAUGUGGAGCUGAAGAGGAGCUGCCGGGUGAAGAAGAGCCAAUUUGAACACCUCAAUCAGAGCCUGCUGUUUGACCAGCUGGUCAACAGCACUGCUGAGGCUGUUCUUCAAGAGAUGGACAACAUCAGCAGCAUCAGGCAGAACCGUGAGGUGGAGCGGCUUCGCAUGUGGACUGGAGACACUGAGGAGGAAAACAUGGACAUGUAUUCCCGGGUGAAGAGAAGGAAAUCCAUGCGCAGGAGCACUUUCAGCAUGCCUACACACCACAAAGUCAUGAGCAAAACUGAGGAGGAGGAGGAGGAAGAAGAGGAAGGGACGGAAGAUUCUCACGGCGAGGAAGAGGAGGAUGCAGAAGAUGAUGAUGAAGACGAUGAAGGGGAUGAAGUAGAAGAGGCAGGAGAAGAGAACGACAGACCGUACAACCUGAGGCAGCGAAAGACGGUGCAGAGAUAUGAGGCACCACCUAUUGAGCCUGUGAACAGAAAACAGAGCAACCCCUCAAUUUUUGACACCCACAGAUCCCCAGCAAGAAGAAGCCAUAUAAGAGUGAAGAAACAUGCCAUUCACAGCAGUGACACCACCUCGUCUUCUGAUGAAGAGCGGUUUGAACGGAGAAAAAGCAAGAGCAUGACCCGGGCGAGGAACAGAUGUUUGCCUAUGAACUUGACUGCAGAAGACCUGGCAAGUGGCGUGCUACGUGAUCGGGUAAAAGUGGGCGCUAGCUUGGCUGACGUGGAUCCCAUGAACCUUGAUAGCUCAGUUAGAUUUGACAGUGUGGGUGGCCUCAGUAAUCACAUUCAGUCUCUAAAGGAGAUGGUAGUGUUCCCACUGCUUUACCCCGAGAUCUUUGAGAAGUUUAAGAUUCAGCCUCCCAGGGGGUGUUUGUUCUAUGGCCCUCCGGGGACAGGAAAGACUCUGGUAGCACGGGCACUUGCCAAUGAGUGUAGCCACGGAGACAGGAAGGUGUCCUUCUUCAUGAGGAAAGGAGCCGACUGCCUCAGCAAGUGGGUCGGUGAAUCAGAACGCCAGCUACGCCUGCUCUUUGACCAGGCGUACCUGAUGAGGCCAUCCAUUAUUUUCUUUGAUGAGAUUGAUGGUUUGGCUCCUGUUCGCUCCAGCAGACAAGACCAGAUACACAGUUCUAUUGUGUCCACUCUGCUGGCCUUGAUGGACGGCUUGGACAGUCGUGGGGAGAUAGUGGUCAUCGGUGCUACAAACAGACUUGACUCUAUCGACCCGGCACUCAGGAGGCCUGGACGCUUUGACCGGGAGUUUCUGUUCAACCUGCCCGACAAGAAGGCCAGAAAGCACAUCUUGGAGAUACACACACGGGACUGGAAUCCCAAAUUGGCUGAGCCAUUUGUAGAUGAACUUGCAGAAAAAUGUGUCGGCUACUGCGGUGCUGACAUCAAAGCACUUUGCACAGAGGCAGCUUUGGUCGCUUUGCGCCGCCGCUACCCUCAGAUUUAUGGCAGCAGUGUCAAGCUGAAGCUGGAUGUCACCUCCAUUGUCCUGGGGCCUGGCGACUUCAGCAAGGCCAUGAGGACAAUCGUCCCAGCCUCCCAGAGGGCUCUGGCUCCCCCAGGCAGAGCCCUGUCCCCCACCCUCAGGCCCCUGCUGGCCAGCUCUUUCUCCUUGGUGCUGAAUGCUCUGCUCAGAGUCUUCCCCCACGCUCAGUGUACUGACAGGGACAACACACACGGCGGUGACAAUCAACUGCUCGAAGAGGACUUGUACAGCGACGAUGACAAUGAGGAAGGCUCUUCUUCCAUCUAUGAAGUUCAGCCUGCUGCAUCCCCAAAGAGUCAGCUCUCCUCUUCUGCAAUGCACAGACCCUUCCUCCAUUUCUCCUCCUCUGCUCUCCAACAGCCCACAGCAUACCGGCCUCGUCUGCUCCUGGCCGGGGCCUCGGGCUCAGGACAGAGCUCCCACUUGGCCCCUGCCUUGCUGCACCACCUGGACAAGCUGCCAGUGCACCGCCUGGAUUUGCCCACUCUGUACUCCGUCAGUGCUAAGACGCCAGAGGAGUCCUGUGCUCAGGUUUUCCGUGAGGCACGCCGGAGCGUGCCCAGUGUGGUGUUCAUGCCGCAUGUCUCAGAGUGGUGGGAGACAGUUAGUGACACUGUGAAGAGCACCUUCCUCACCUUGCUGCAGGAUGUGCCCUCCUUCAGCCCUGUCCUUAUUCUUGCUACUGCCGAGACUCACUAUUCACAGCUAUCAGACGAGGUGAGAAGUAUGUUCCAGAGGACCUAUGGGGAGGUAGUGACGUUGUGCCCUCCAGGAGAAGAGAACAGGAGGAACUUUUUCUCUGACCUGCUGCUCACCCAAGCAGCCAGGGCUCCACCACGCCUCAGGAACACAGAGAGGUGUAAAGAGAUACUGCCGGUGGCAGAUGCUCCAGGCCCCAGAGUGUUGUCAACAGAAGAACAGCGCCGCUUGGCUGAACAGGAGGAGAACACACUACGGGAGCUCAGGCUCUUUCUCAGGGACGUGACCAAGCGCCUGGCCACUGAUAAACGUUUUAACAUCUUCAGCAAGCCAGUUGAUAUUGAGGAGGUGUCAGACUACCUGGAGGUUAUUCGGCAGCCUAUGGACCUGUCCACUGUCAUGACCAAGAUUGACACCCUCAAGUACCUGACAGUGAAGGAGUUCCUGGUGGACAUUGACCUCAUCUGCAGUAAUGCUUUAGAAUACAACCCUGACAAAGAUCCUGGAGACAAGGUGAUAAGGCACCGAGCGUGCAGUUUAAAGGACACAGCCCAUGCUAUAUUUGCCUCAGAGCUGGACCCCGAGUUCGACCGCAUGUGUGAAGAAAUCAAGGAGGCACGCAGGAAGAGGGACCUCCAGACGCCAGCUCAGCUGACGCCAGCCGUAGGUGCUGUGGCAACCAGAAAGCACCACACUGCAGGAGAGGAGCAGGCCAGGAGCAGCACGCAAGGAGAGGCCACUUACAAACAGUGCACCACUAAUCAUAUAAAGCGGAAGAUUCGAAGGCGGCCUUCUUGGGGGCGGGGCAUUAUCCGUAAGAAAAAGAACUACAAGAAAGGAACAGAAGAGGAAGAGGAGGAGCCUGAGGCAGAAGCCGAAGCUGCGGGGCCCAGUGACUCAUGUUUGACGCAGGAUGAGGAAUCAUCUUGUGAUACCAUGGGUCCCCAGCCCAAUGGUCAUCAUCCCCAUGCCCCCUCCACAGAGGAAGAGAGCUCCAAUGAGCCCCCUGUUGCAGCUCUUGCUGAACCUCCAGAUGCCAGUGAAGCUCAAGAAGAGCCAACACCUAAGGAGGAGGAGCCCACAGCCAAAGAGGCAGAGUCAGAGAACACCGAGAAACACACUGAGCUGCACUGCCUUACUGACCAAUCUCAGCCCAAGGCGGACGGGGACAGCCAGGACAAGCAGGCUGAAGUCCAGCCUUUGAUUGAAACGUCCGAGUCUUCAGAUGCUGAGGCUCAGCCUAAGCACACAGAGUGUCUCCUAGUAUCACAAGUGGAAUGUGUGAAUGGGAAUGAGUCAAUGGACAGCCUGGACUCACAGAGCCUCAAGAGGAGCAGUGAGGCUGUGAAAAUGACUGAGGGCUCUAAUAAUAAUCCAGAACAGGAAGAGCACAAAGACAAAAAUGAGAGCAAACCAACUCAGGAGCACUCUCCCCAGGAUGGGAGGGCAGUAACAGAAAAUGUUGAGGAAGAUCAAGAUCAAGAAGGGGGUUCCAAAGCCAGGAAAUGCAAGACGAGCCCGUUCGAGCAGCAUAAGGGAUCUGCUGAGAGGACAGAGGAAGAGCCACAACCAGUCCCUCCCCAUCCUCCAGUAGUGGUUGACCACCAGCGACUUUCGGCUCUACUGGAUAUGGUGGUGAAGAAGAGUGAUGGCUACAGCGUGGAGCAGCUGGAGAGACUGUACUCCCUUCUCAGCCAGUGUAUCUACCAGCACCGCAGAGAGUACGACAAGACCCAGCUACUAGAGGAGAUGGAGGAGAGGAUCCAGCAUUUUGAUACAUUCCUGUGAAAUGGAGAGAAUACCUAUCAGGUAGAUCCUGAACAGCCUGGGACCACAAAGACACAUACAAACUGAGUAAGAGAGAGCAAUGGAGCUUCUGAGUCCAGCCCUCAUCAUUGAAAACACACACAGAGAGAAAAUUUGGUGCCCCUCUUCCCGCAGGGGAGGGAAUGCGACGAGGGCGAGGACAGAGACAUUUAAUGGUGCUAUCGUCUCAGGAACCUGGCCAGAUCCAGACCCAUUCUACACAACCAAACCCCUGGAGGUGUGUCAGUCACACACGCGCGCACACACCAACAGUGACGGGCAACCCUGGUGCUACUCGGGUGCUAUCCUAAACUUUUAUCCAUGCUGCUCUUGGGAUUACUUCUUAACUUGGAUGACUAGCAAAACCAAUAGAUCGGGUGAUGUCAUAUCGCAGCCUGGCUGCUUCUCUCAGAAGCAGGCCACGCACGCACACACACACACACACACACACACACACACACACACUGACACUUAGGUAUGCGUGCAUUUCUACAAAAACACACACACACACCCACACACUCACUCAGAUCCUCACCAGCAGAAGUGUGAAUGCAGAGUGCCGCUAGGAGAUGAGGACAGAUAAUGUUCUGAAUCACUGAACUACAUUGCUGAGCCCAUCUUGCCCUCGAGUGGAACGCUUCGUCAUUGGCCAGUUGUCACCAUGAUAUUAUGCGGCUCGGUUUUUUUUUCUUUCUUUUUUUUUUUUUUUUUUGCUAUUUUACCUACUUGAUUAGUUUAAUAUCUGAGCCACCGUCAAGGACACUCACCCCCAGACAAUAGUUUACAAAGAAGUUCUAGUUGGAUUACAAACUAGUUGAGGUCAGCACAUCAGAACUAGAACCCAUUAUGUCCUCUUCAUCACAGCGGUCAUGGUGUGAAAAUGCCCGCGCAGUGCUCGUCUCAGAGUUACUGAGGAACAAGCAUAGCGCCACCUGUAUGUCAACUAUACAUCCACCUCACUGGGAACAUUCACUCAUUCGCAGUCUUGUUAUGUCCUGAAUAGUUUUGUGGUAGCUGAGCCCCCCUCCCUCACUGCAUUCACAGCCUGAAUGUUUUCCCUCCUUGCUCAAGCUGUGCCCGUCAGUUGAUUUUCCUACCGACACCCCCGGCCGAGGAACUGGAAGCAGUACAAAUUGGAAUGCGUCUAGAGUUUGCACUGCCUAGUGUGUGCCUUAUUUGAAAACCUCAUACGAAACUCUGAUAUAUUGAGCAGGAUUUUUUUAUUUACUUCUCGUGACAAUGAACAGGCUCCCAUGUUGGGGUGGGUCCUAACCACUGAGGUCCCAGUGACCUUGAAGCAAAAAAAAAAA
Larimichthys crocea (large yellow croaker) is the source of this 5904-nucleotide messenger RNA. RefSeq names its product ATPase family AAA domain containing 2B (gene atad2b). The transcript has 28 exons. NCBI's taxonomy places the organism in Eukaryota, Metazoa, Chordata, Actinopteri, Sciaenidae. Gene Ontology annotation, biological process: transcription initiation-coupled chromatin remodeling; nucleosome assembly; nucleosome disassembly. Gene Ontology annotation, cellular component: nucleus. The record is from RefSeq and is a predicted model, not a curated record. Gene Ontology annotation, molecular function: histone binding; chromatin binding; ATP hydrolysis activity. The coding region runs from base 224 to 4576 and encodes 1450 amino acids.